This is a messenger RNA of Antechinus flavipes (yellow-footed antechinus), 3259 nucleotides long. Its product is annotated as lysyl oxidase homolog 1-like. Lineage: Eukaryota; Metazoa; Chordata; Mammalia; Dasyuromorphia; Dasyuridae. The record is from RefSeq and is a predicted model, not a curated record.
AUGGGCAAGCAGACUGCCUCUGUUCUUACUUGGUGUGGGACGCCUCCAAAGGUGAGCUUCCUCGGCGACGGCAGCUCCCAGGUGUUCCUGGCCGGGGCCCAGCAGACAACCUGGCGGAGGAGCCAGGGACGCCCCACCCGCAGGCAGGCCCCCUCGCUGCCGGGGAGGGCCGGCUCGGACACCAUCCGAGGGCAGGCCCGGCACCCGUUCGGCUUCGGCCAGGUGCCAGAAAACUGGAGGGAAGUGGCCGUCGGGUACAGCACGGGGAUGGCCAGGGCCCGCACCUCGGUCUCCCGGCAACGACAGGCGAGCUCCGCCUCCUCCGUCCUCUCAUCGGGCUCAGCCGCAGCCGCAGCCUCCGCCUUCGCCCAGACCACCUACCGGCAGCCAUCUUGUCCUGCGCAGUUCCCCUACCCCCAGCCCCCUUUUGUCAGUCAGUACGAGACAUACGAGCAGGCCCCCAGGGCCUACGAUGAGAGCUACGUGUAUUACCGGAGUAACGGAGGCGUGCCUGGGGCCGGGGCGGCUGCGGUGGCCUCGGCGGGAGUCAUCUACCCCUUCCAGCCCCGGCUGAGAUAUGAGGAGUACGGGGAGGAGCAGACCCCGUACCAGCCUCAGGGCUUCUAUCCAACUCAGGAAGUGCCCCUCAUGCCAGUGCCCCAGCCCCAGCCCCAACCCCAGCCUUCCGACGGGCUGGACAGGAGGUACUCUCACAGCCUGUAUCAUGAAGGCACCACGAACUUUGAUCAGGCUUACCAGGACACUUACAACUCGGUGCCAGGCCAGGUGGUGCCAGGCCAGGUGGUGCCAGGCCAGGGGGCAGCUGCUCCUGAGAGCCCGCAGGUGAACGGGGGCUCCUCCCCGGCCUUAGGCCCGGGCUAUGUGACCGAUCCCCGCCUGGGCUGGCAAUCACCCUACGCCAAUGUGCCCCCGGAAGCUUACAUCCCGCCCCGAGUGGUGGAGCCUCAGCCGCCAUUCCGCGUCCUGGAACCCUAUGGGAGUGCCCCGAGAGCAGAACCCUACCUGCCCAUCAGGAGCUCCGAAGCUCCCCCGUUAGGGGGGGACAGACAGGGAGCCCAGCAAGGCCGGGUCAGCGUGGGCAGUGUGUAUAGGCCCAACCAGAAUGGAAGGGGUGAGUACUGGCCACCUGUGAUGGUCUAAAAGAGAGGCACUGGAAGACCCGUUUAAUGAUGCUGGGUGUGAGUGAGAGUACCAAGAACACCAGUCCUGAGGGUAGGAAAGCCGCCGGAACCAUCACUAUUUAGCAAGCAGAAAUACUUGGGCAAGUCAGUAGACCUUAGUUUCCCCAUCUGUAAAAUGCAGAUAUCAUUUGCCUAAUAUACUAAAUAGGUAUCAAAUCAGGAUAGUCCAUUUAAAGUGCUAUCUAAGUGAAAACUAUUAUUUGCCAAUCCUGACUACUUACUGAGCCCCAGCCACUGGGGAAACAGGCAAACCCCAAACUCCCUGCCCUCUAAAACCUUAUGGUCUACUUUAAAGCAGGAUAUAAAUUCUAGCUGUUGUUAUAGCUGGUAUUUAUAUUAUUGUAGUUUGGGGAGAAACUACAAAGGAAGUGAGAGAACACUGCUUCUGGAAUCAGAGCUCCUGGGUUCAGAUUGGAUAUCUGAAGCUUUCCCUUGUGUGACCCAGGACUUAUCAUUUAAUGUUCUUGCCCUUGAUCUGCAAAAUGAGGGGAUUAGAGUGGAUGACCUCUGAAGUCCCUUCUACUUCUAAUGCUAUGAAACUAUUCUAAGGACUCAACUCAACCCCAUCCUCCAGCCCCAAUAAAGCUUGGUAGUAGAGGUAAGGGAAGAUGCAAGACUACCUCCCCCCAACUGGGGAAGCUUUUCAAAAAUCGUGACCUUGUCUUUCAGGAGACAUGACUAUUACAUUAAUUCAGCAAGCACUUAUUAAGCUCCUACUAUAUUUUUCUAAACCUUAGUUUCCCCAUCUGUAAGAAGGGAUGGUACAAACACAAAGCAAGAUAUAGCUUCCUCUCAAGGAGCUGACAAUAUAUUGGGGAGUGGGGAGGGUUUAACACAUAUGCAGAUUAAAAAAAAAAAAACAAAAAGAUAGAUAAAAUUAUUUUGGGAGUGGCAAGCACUAACAAAAGGGAGGUCAGAGAGGGCCUCAUGUAGGAAGUGGUUCCUGAGUAGAACCUUGGAAGUAAUCUGGGAAUUCCAAAAGGAGAAGGUUUUGCUUUUACCCUAGAGAGACUGGAGAAAGAUGAGCAACUAUUCAAUUAUAUAAAUCCUGGAAGAUUUAAAAUCUAUUGGUGCAUCGCCCAACUCCCACUUCACUCCUUUUGAGCACUACACCUUUGGCCUUUGUUCUUAGGGGGAUGGGAGCUGCCCAUCCUUAUUCAGCCAGAACCCUCUGGCAGCCCCAUGUCUUUCAAGGUAAUUGGUCAGUGCCUUUAACCAAUGUAAACAAACCUCUUCUCUAUCCACUUAUCCAAUCCCAUUGAAGACGGUUGCCAUGGAAACACCUAGGCUGAUGAGUCUCCUAGGUAACCGCAGACCUGAUAAGUGUAUGAAUAAGAGGGAGGACUGAACGAAAUAAGGUGAGAUCUUUCAAGACAGUCGUGAAAAUCGAGUAAGGCUUCAUCUGUUUCAAAGUUUGAGUAGGCCUGAAGGACGUUAAGCAUUAAGUCAAGGGCAUAUUUAAAAUGUCUCCUUCCUGCUUUUCUCCUAAGGGCAUACUUAAAGUCCCCUCCCUGCUAUCCUCAUAAGGGCAUACUUAAGCCCCCUUUUUGUUAUCCUCCCUAUUUCAGUCAAAUAUAGGCAACUAGUUACUUAUUGGUCAAGUUCAAUUUCUUGGGUUGUUCGUGCGUUUAGAAUGUAAGAUCCUCAGUCAAAAAGGAUGAGGGUCAGUGGUGGGAGGGGAAUUUGCGUUAGGGAUUAAAAGCCUCGACCCUGCCCCCUACGGUGCUUCCUCCUUGAUUGUCUGCUCGAUGGGCGGGACACCGGAUUCUGGCGAGAAUGUAUAAUAAACUUUGCUUUGCUUCUAGAGAUCUAUCCAGUCUUUUUUUUUGUUAAAUGGUUUCUGACCCACACAAAAUUAUAGAUCAAUUAACUUAAAAACCAGCCUAACUCAUGAAUUCUUUCGCCAAAGCCUCUGCAGAAAGAGGCUGGAGCACACUUAGUGUGUGGGGGGGAUUCCAGGGGGUCGCCCCUUCCCCCCAUUCCACCUCCCAAGAGGCAGCUAACCUGCCCCCAGGCUAAUUAUAGUAGCUGGAGUAGCAGAGAACUAUGGGGGUGAG